Vitis vinifera (wine grape) is the source of this 666-nucleotide messenger RNA. Its product is annotated as tetraspanin-8. Gene Ontology annotation, cellular component: plasmodesma; plasma membrane. Gene Ontology annotation, biological process: auxin-activated signaling pathway. Lineage: Eukaryota; Viridiplantae; Streptophyta; Magnoliopsida; Vitales; Vitaceae. Bases 1 to 666 code for a protein of 221 amino acids. The transcript is spliced from 3 exons. The record is from RefSeq and is a predicted model, not a curated record.
AUGGCUGUUGUCGCUAUUAAUCUUCAGCAAAUCAAUGAUGCCGCCACCACCCAAGCAUGGCUUUGUCGAAAUCCAGAAGCACUACCGCUCUUCUCCACCAAUCAUCGUUGCCACCAUAGACCACCACUGACCUUUCCCAUUUUGCCAUCCUCAUUUGUUGAGGUCCAUAGUGGUAUGAGAAAGGGUGUGUCUGGCGAAAGUCCACGGCUCCAACAGUUUUCAGACUGGUUGCAGAUGAAUGUGGUUGACAGGCAGAACUGGCUCGGUAUCAAGGCCUGUCUUAGCGAGACUAAAAUUUGCUCAAGCCCAGAAAUCUCCCCACCGGCGCGUGGGUUAUAUCGUCCCAUUAAGAAUGGUUGCUGUAAGCCCCCUGCUCACUGUGGUUAUAAGUUGAAGAAUGGCACCGUUUGGACAGUCCCAAGCUCGGGCUUAGCUUCUCGAGACCAUGAUUGCAUUAUGUGGAGUAGUGAACCGAAUACACUCUGCUAUGAUUGUGAGUCGUGCAAAGCAGGGGUCCUUUCGAGGAUACAGGAGGACUGGUGGAGGCUAAGCAUUGUUGCUUGCUGCCUAAUCGCCUUCCUCGUCAUCAACUUCAUGGUCGGCUGCUGUGCUUUCAGAAGUACCCGAGCUUUUGACAAAUACCAGAGAUGUGGAUAUCAGAGUUGA